AUGGCAUUGCCUCUGGUGGAUAAUAUAUUUAUGAAUCGCUAUUCCACAGAGACGGGCCGUCGUUUCUCAACCGAAGGUGCGACACGGCCCAAAAGUUACAUGGGCUAUAUUCCUACACAAGAUCUCGACAAACUUCAUAUACAACGUGGAGACGUGAAGACAUUGUUGGAGCGCGGGUACAACGGUUUGGGGAGGGUAAAUGGAAGUAAGACGGAGGGAAGAGGACAGCAUAAUGGAGGAAAAGAUGGUAUUGUUAGUGAGAAUAGGCUACAGAAUGGGGAAGAAGGUAGUUGUGAAGCUGAGAAACGGCUACAGAAUGAAACAAAACGUUACAUGGAGAACAGGUUACAGAAUGAAGACCAUAGUAAUGACAUAGGGCAAAGAAUGCUUUAUAGAACAGAACAUAGCAACACCGAUGGGCAGAGAAUGCUUCAGAAGAUAGAACACAGUAACGACACUGAGAAAAGGCAACAUAAAGAAGUAACUUAUACCCCUAGUAACAAUACAAAGAUGCAUAACAAUAAAAACCCCAUCUUACAGACACCAAACCUUCCUCAUACACAACACCCAUUCCCAGACAACACUGCGGAAACCACCCCCGAAUACACCGUGCGGCUACGCAGAGAGCUACAGCCCAAAAACGCGGAAACAGAAGCCAAAAGUUUUGUCAAACCAAGAGAGCCCUCGCGGAAAGAGAGUACGGGCUACGCUCGACCGCACAGUUUUAUAGACAAUAUAGGAUGCUACACAUUUCAAAACAACUAUAGAUUCAUAAACGGCACACCAAAAGCGGAUCCCAGUUCGACUGUGUUUUCGGCCCAACCUUGUGAUACGGCUUCGUUGGGCAAAGUUAAUACUGGCGGUUUUGAUAAACGUUGUGCUGGUUUGAAAGGUGGAGUUGGUACUGAUUUGCUGGUUAAGGAUAGUACAAGUUCUCCUGUAAAGCCUAUUACAAAAUCCUUUGGUAAAACUGCUACAAGUUUCACUGAAAAGCCUACUACAAAUUCCUCAGUAAAACCUAUUACAACUUCUGCUGUUAAAGCAACUACAACUUACUCCUACAGGCCUAACAUUGACUAUCCCAUAUUAGAGACUACAACAUCUUACUCUACCGGUCUACAAAGUAGGCUAGAAGCUAAAAAAGGUUUGUCUACUGUAACUCAGAGUAAGCUUGAGGACACUCCAGUUCUUUCUGAUCUACCACAAAGUCGAAAAGAAUCUAUUGAAGCUUUCUGUUACAAAAAUCAAGAUAGACAAGAAUCUGUAAAGGAAGGGUAUAAAACUUGUCAUUUUGAUCCUACAGUAAAUUCGGCUUAUCAGAAGGCUGCUACAGGAUCUACAACAUUUGAAACUCCUUUGCUAAUUAAAAACGCAUCUACUACAUCUUCUAAGUCAGUUCCUGUAGGUAGUGACUUGAGCUUCUCCACUAAUUUUUCUACUAACUCAACUGACUUCUCUACCAACCUUACCAACUACUCUACAAACCCUUCCGUACCUACACUACCAUCCAAACCAAUUUCAAUAAACUUUCUAUCAGAUUCCAAAGAUUCUGAAGUAUCUACACAAAACAUUACAACAGGAUUUCCUCAGUUUUCAACAAAGUCGCCACAACAUCUUCAAGACACAUUACUACGUAACCAUGACGCACGAGAUGCACCUCGACGGCCGUUUUCUUGCUUUGAUAUGAUCUUAUUGAAUACGAUGAAGCCGGCCAUUGAAGUGACGUCUCUCAGCUCGGGAACUUUGAUCGAUUCAAAAGGGUCCAGUUCAAGCAAUUCAUGUUUGUCACUGGUUUCUGAAGAGUCUGGAUGUGAUGAUAUUGUAUUAGGUGAUGUGGAGGACACAGAUGUAGUUAGUGGUAUUAGUAACAAUAGAAGGUUAGAAGAAAAGAGUACCAGUGAUCUGUGUAUGCCAGAAAAGGCUCGAUUUGAUUGGAAAGACAAUUCAACUAGUCAGUUUAAGCCUACAGAGACCACAAAAGACCGUUUGAAGCCAGAAGAAAAUAGCCAAGAAGCUUUACGGCAGUCUAAAUCAUUAUCUACUGUCUACACAAAGCCUGCGGGACCAGCUAGUGAUGAAAAACGUAAAUUAUGGCAUGAACAUGCCAAGAGAUUCCAGUCUUGCACUGGCAGUAGUGAUUUACAAUCGAGUGAUAAAGCUUUUCGUAAAUUGUCAGCUGAUGGUGAUAAAGCCUUCCGGGUCUUGGUGGAUCCUGAAGCCGAGUGUUAUGAGCAACCGAGAAGUUUUAGUAAUUUUGAGUAGGUCUAAAAUUAUAUGAGUGGUGUAAAAUUUGAAAAGUUUUUGAGUUUUGCUAUUUUUAGUUUUAGCCAGGCCUAUUCUUAGUCAUAUUUUUUAAAUAGCCAGGCUUAGCCUUUAAGUUCAAAAUUUUAAAGUUUUGUUUUGACCUGAUUAUGUAGCCACUUCUACUUCAGGGGAAAUAUGUUACAAUAGUAAUGAGCUUUCAUCCUUUAUAUUUUCAGAAGCUGCCGUUCUUCACAAUCACCAAGGCCGCGCAUGGUCCGUGGUAUGAAUGCUGUGACGUUGGAUCGGAGAAUUAAGGUAACUAUUUCUAUCUAAAAUUGAUAAUAAUGUACUAAGCUAUCUUCUUAAACAUGCUCUAGCUAACACUAAUAAGAUCUUAUCUUACUUAUGCUCUACUUGGUAACAUGUACUAAGCUAUUAUCUUAAUCACGCUUUAUUUGAUUACAUGUAAUAAGCUAUUACCUUAUCUAUGCUCUAGUUAACACUACUAAACUACUAUCAACUUUAUUUAUGCUCUACUUGAUAACAUGUACUGCUUUUAUUUGGUUUUACUUUAACCAUAUGCCCUUUUAAUGUAGCCGCAUCGCUAAAGCAGCAGCUAGGUGAAGCAUGUUAAUGAAGAUGAGCUAAGAAGUUAAUCCGCAAAUUAAGCGAUCAAGUUCAUUAUAAUGUCUACCUUUGCUUUUUUUAUAGAUUACUGUUCCUUCAGGUAUUAAGAAAAUGGGUAUGACUCAUUGAAAAGGCAUAGUAGCGUAUUAGGCUUAACAUAUAAAUUUUUGAAAAUUUUAAGUUUUUAGUGGAUUACAGUAAGCUCUUGGUACAUUUUUUUUGUGAAUUACUGUAGGAUUUUGAUACAUUUUUAUUGGACUACAGUAUAGGCUUUUGAAUUUAUUUAGUAAAAAAUGGCAUCUUCUUAAAAUUGGCAUUGAUACUUAUAUUAAUAUGUAUUUUUUGUUACCUAAAAAUAAAAAAAAACUUUUAUUACCUAAAAAAAUUUGUUACCUAAACAUGAAAAAAAAUUUGAUACUUAAAAUAAAAAUUAAAAAAGUUCAAAUGUCUCUUUCAUAAUGUCGCAACUUUUUGCAGAAGGCCCCUUUCAAGUCGCCGGCGUUGAGCGAGCGCAACUUUCAGAGUCCGGAUGGGAUGCGGACGGAAGCCAAGAAGAAUAAGAUCCUGCGGCGGCAUUCCAAUCACCAAACCCGGGUGUCCGGCGCUUCUCCAGGUAUGUGA
Messenger RNA from Bursaphelenchus okinawaensis, 3492 nucleotides. The record is from the annotation of a GenBank genome assembly. Lineage: Eukaryota; Metazoa; Nematoda; Chromadorea; Rhabditida; Aphelenchoididae.